AUGAGAGAGGUUCACGAGGCACAGGUGGUCAAGUGGAUCCGGAAGAUGCUGAUGAUGUCGCAGACUCGAAGCAUGCCUCUGAUGCGGCUCCAGCACCUCAGGAACGUUCUCUUCCUGCCACCGGACUUCAAGUCGAGGAUCAUCCACGCAUAUCCGCAGUACUUCCGGGUGACGACCGUGAGGGGGGCUCUCACUCUCGAGCUCGUGGAGUGGGACGAGUCGCUGGCGGUGACUUACAGGGAGCAGAGGCUGAGAGACAACGCUCUGGAGCUGGACGAGCUCAUGGGCGACACGAAUCCUCACGCGUUUCCGAUGUCGUUCCCGACCGGCUUCCACCUGAGGAAGAACGUGAGGGAGUACUACGAGACGUUUCAGAAACUCCCGUUCCAGUCGCCUUACGAGAUAUGCCGGACGAUCCAUGGGACGAUGGAGGCGGAGAAGCGGAACUUGGCCAUCGUCCACGAGAUACUGAGCAUGUACGUGGAGAAGCGGGCACAGAUCGCGCAGAUCGCGGUGUUCCGCAAGGACUUCAAGCUCAUGAGCUCGCUCCGGGGGCUCAUCGAGCGCCACCAGGGGAUCUUCUACACGUCUUACAAGGAGGACCUCUUCACGGUCUUCCUCAAGGAGGCUUACAGCGGCAUGAGACUGAUCGAUCGCAGUCCGCUGCUGGACUUCCGGGACAGGUUCAUAAGGCUGUGCUUGAUCCAGCCUCGGGAGAAGCGGCUGGAUCCGCGAAGAACUUCUCCCGAGAAUGUGGAGAAGCGGCUCCGGCAGAUGGACACGAUCAAGGAGGAGGUGGGGAGAAUGGACUGCGAGGGGAAGAUAUCAUGCAAAGGAUCCAAGAGGGAGAUGAGGAGGUGCCUGGCGAGUGGACACGAGGUGGAGAUACUCGGGGAGGAUAGAAACGCAAGGUGGAGGAGGCCGAGGGUGCUGUUCGAGGAGAUGAUGGACAAGACGCCGGACUACAACAUCACAGAGCUGGAGAAGGCGCUGUAUAGAUUCAAAGGGAAGGCUGAUAAGUGGCCAAACCGGGAAGAUGGAAGCUGUGAAGGCUUGGAUGACGACGACGACGGUGACUCCGACUUUGAGUGGUGA
Molecule: messenger RNA, 1095 nt
Organism: Selaginella moellendorffii
Lineage: Eukaryota; Viridiplantae; Streptophyta; Lycopodiopsida; Selaginellales; Selaginellaceae
Product: protein WHAT'S THIS FACTOR 1
Exons: 1
Coding region: 1-1095 (364 amino acids)
Molecular function (GO): RNA binding
Source: RefSeq, a predicted model, not a curated record